This is a messenger RNA of Colletotrichum fioriniae, 183 nucleotides long. Lineage: Eukaryota; Fungi; Ascomycota; Sordariomycetes; Glomerellales; Glomerellaceae. The record is from RefSeq and is a predicted model, not a curated record.
AUGCAGAAGCUUAUGACUUCGUCAGAGAUGGAGCAGCCCGUCCAGCCCGUCCAGCCCGUCAAGCCUUCGACCGAGCACAAGCCCAACGACGCUGAGGCGGAUAAACCACAAGGCUCAAUGGAACCUCAACCUCCCCGAGAGACAGAACUUUGCUGCACAAUGCGGCUCUGCACGAUCGACUAA